AGCAGUGUUCUCGAAGAUCAAACCAACUAAAUCCGCAGCGCUAUAAUGAAGUUUGCUAUUACUGUUAUUGCAAUUGCGUUGGCGACCGUAGCCAAUGCAUCACCCACUCCGUACGUUCAAGAUGUUGUGACCUAUUCCAACCCAUGGCCACUGAAGUCCAGUACGGUUUGGCCAGCCUACGGUGGUUUGUAUGGCGGUAAGAUCGCUGUGGUUCCAGAUGUUGCCUAUGGAAAGUACUCCUACCCGAGCGUUUUUGGAAGUUGGCCCGCGUAUGGCAAGAGCUGGGGAUACUCUUCACCGGUGGCCGUCGUUGGUGCCAAGAUUGUGGACAAUGGACAGUGGAAUUACGGUGGAUAUGGAUACGGUUAUGGCCUCGGAUAUAACAAGCACUGGCUGUAAACAUGGGAUGUGACAAGCAAUGAUUGUGGUGAAAUAUGUAAAUAAAUAAAUAUUCGAAAUUGAA
Molecule: messenger RNA, 463 nt
Organism: Armigeres subalbatus
Lineage: Eukaryota; Metazoa; Arthropoda; Insecta; Diptera; Culicidae
Product: glycine-rich protein-like
Exons: 2
Coding region: 46-399 (117 amino acids)
Source: RefSeq, a predicted model, not a curated record